CAGACCUUGUUCCUACAAGAGGAUGUCCGGGACCAUGACAGGCGACCACAACCUGAGCUGACUCCAGGACCACAGACAGAGCCAGAUGCAUCACCUAUGGAGCUUCUCUGUGGCCAAACCGGCUAAAGUUUUCAUCAGAUUAUCUUUGAGACUAAAGAGCACAGGAAGAAGACCUUCAGCUCCUCUGGGUUCACGGAUUCUGACCAAUCCUGAUGACGUCUUUAAGCACAACAUGUGGGAUCAUGUACAAUGGACAGAACAAGAAAAAGAAAAUGCACGGCAGAAGGCAGAAGAAAAUUCCUGUGAACAAAUUCCUUUAAUGGAACAAGGUACCUUUGCUACAGAGGCGUCCCACUACUGGGACAAGUUUUACGAGACACACCAGGAUAAGUUCUUCAAAGAUCGCAAGUGGCUGUUUUUAGAAUUCCCAGAAUUGCUUCCUCCAGUUUCAAAAGAAGAAAUCACAAACAGGUAUUUGGAUGAUCAUCAGGAAGGUAAUCCACAUAGGACUGAAUCCAGAACAGACUCAGAGACCAGACACCAGCACGAUGAAGUCUCCUCAAACCAUCACAGGACACAGGAGACCUGUCAGAGAGCAGCUGUGGAGACAAAUGAAACUCUUUUCCCCGGCCGGCAUGCAUCUUUCAGGAUCUUGGAGGUUGGAUGUGGAGUGGGAAACAGUGUAUUUCCCAUCCUUGAUUCCAUAAAACAUGCAGAUGCUUUCUUGUACUGCUGCGACUUCUCCCCAUGUGCCAUUCAGCUGGUCAAGGAACAUCCAGAGUACGACGACUCCAUGUGUCAUGCCUUUGUCCAUGACAUUUGUGAGGAGAUGGCCUCCUUUCCCUUCCCUCCUCAAAGCCUGGAUGUUAUUCUGGCCGUCUUUGUCCUCUCCUCCAUUCAUCCAGACCGAAUUCAAGGAGUGGUGAAUCGCCUGUCAUCAUACCUGAAACAUGGAGGGAUAUUUCUUUUCCGUGACUACGGGAGAUAUGACUUCUCCCAGCUCAGGUUUAAGAAAGGACGCUGCCUAUCAGAGAAUUUCUACACACGUGGAGAUGGAACCUGUGUGUACUUUUUUAGCAAAGAUGAGGUUCAUGAUUUAUUUUCCAAAGCUGGACUGGAGGAAAUUCAGAAUCUGGAGGACAGACGACUGCAGGUGAACAGAGGAAAGAAAGUGGUGAUGCACCGUGUUUGGAUGCAGAGCAAGUACAGGAAAUUAAACCUUAAUCCCCUUUCACCAUCUUAACAAACACUUUUUAUAAAUUCAACUAAUUUAUUAAUGAAAUCAAGCCAUAAAAUCUGUUUUCUUUUUGUUUUUUUGGGGUGUUCUUUUUUACCAAGAGUGUUUGUACAAAAAGGAUAUUGUUUGCAUUAAACUUACAAAACAUGUUAUCAAACCGA
This is a messenger RNA of Labrus bergylta (ballan wrasse), 1398 nucleotides long. It is a transcript of the gene mettl8, whose product is annotated as methyltransferase 8, methylcytidine. Lineage: Eukaryota; Metazoa; Chordata; Actinopteri; Labriformes; Labridae. The record is from RefSeq and is a predicted model, not a curated record. Gene Ontology annotation, molecular function: tRNA (cytidine-N3)-methyltransferase activity.